CCCCCAGGGGUAACAGCCAUGGGCCCUGGAGAGGGCUGGGCACUGGGUGCAGGGACCAGAGAAGGUCCAGGCAGAAGACAGGGCCAGGUGGGCCAGGCAUACUGGGACAGCUGCUGUCAGCAAGAGGGACUGGGGGCCCCUCUCCAGGAAGUUCAAGCGGAGCUUCCACCCUGAGGGCAGAUGAGGCCCAAGACUGGCCAAGUGCGCUGUGAGGCCCCCCAGGAGGACAGAGCCCUGACCGAGGCAGUGCCAGCUCCUACUGCUACUAAGCCUGGCCAUGGGUGCCCAUGGCCCACUGUCCCCAGCGCAGCACCACUGAGCAGAGCCCCAGCAGGAAGGAGCCUAUCCAGCUUUCGAAGCCCAUGAGACAGGUAGUGGCUGUGGGUCUGAGCUGCUGGUCCUGGGACUCUCCCACCACAGCCUCCCCGAAACCUUCAAUCUGCUUCCUGUUCCUACAAAGGACUUCUGGCGUCAGAAGGUCCAGCUUGGACUUGGCAAAACCACCACCCAGAACAGUUGGCUACUAUGCAUCAAAGGACCCAGGUGGGCAGAAGUCUCCUCAUUCAGUCACACUCUUCCCGCCCUCCUCUGAGAAACUCCGCGCCAACAAGGCCACCCUGGUGUGCCUCAUCAGUGACUUCUACCCCAGCGGCGUGACGGUGGCCUGGAAGGCAAACGGCAGCCCCGUCACCGAGGGCGUGGAGACCACCAAACCCUCCAAACAGAGCAACAACAAGUACGCGGCCAGCAGCUACCUGAGCCUGUCGCCUGACAAGUGGAAAUCAUACAGCAGCGUCAGCUGCCUGGUCACGCACGAGGGGAGCACCGUGGAGAAGAAGGUGGUCCCCGCAGAGUGCUCUUAGGUCCCCGACACCCUCCCCCACCCAAGGGGGCCUGGAGCCACAGGACCUCCAGGAGGAUCUGCCCUCCCACCAGGGUCACCCCGGCCCUUCUCGCUGCACCCGCUCGACACUCAAUAAAUGUCCUUUAUUCAAU
Molecule: messenger RNA, 996 nt
Organism: Zalophus californianus (California sea lion)
Lineage: Eukaryota; Metazoa; Chordata; Mammalia; Carnivora; Otariidae
Gene: IGLL5
Product: immunoglobulin lambda like polypeptide 5
Exons: 3
Coding region: 288-863 (191 amino acids)
Biological process (GO): immunoglobulin production involved in immunoglobulin-mediated immune response; peptide antigen assembly with MHC class II protein complex; positive regulation of T cell activation
Cellular component (GO): MHC class II protein complex
Molecular function (GO): MHC class II protein complex binding
Source: RefSeq, a predicted model, not a curated record